Molecule: messenger RNA, 1560 nt
Organism: Lutra lutra (Eurasian river otter)
Lineage: Eukaryota; Metazoa; Chordata; Mammalia; Carnivora; Mustelidae
Gene: TMEM100
Product: transmembrane protein 100
Exons: 4
Coding region: 375-779 (134 amino acids)
Biological process (GO): cellular response to BMP stimulus
Source: RefSeq, a predicted model, not a curated record
ACUCUACCAUUUUCCAAACGAUGACUUCCCCAGGCAAGUCUCUUGUUUAAUGGAACUAUUUCUAGCAUGAACUCCCAGAUUAUUUUGUGGUGAUUUGCAUCCCCCUCUCCGGGUUGCUGUUGGCCGGAGCUGGCAGCUGUCUCAGUCGGAUUCUGGCUGGGAAAGAGCAGAUUCUUGUCCUGUCAUUUUAUUGACAGACGUGCUAUUACAGGCUCUUUUCCCAGAAGUUGACGGAAGAAGCUCAAGGCUGCUGUUUAUUCCCUCCCAAGUCCGGUGGCUCCCCUGGUAAUGGAUUGCUUUUCUCUGAGUUUCCACUCUGGAGAGAGCCCCCAGGCCUAGUCUGUGAACCCAGCUAAGAAACAUCACUAGUAAAAAUGACUGAAGACCCCAUAAAGGAGAUCGUGGGAAGCCCAGCAUCUUCCAAGCCUGUGACAAUGGAGAAGAACCCCAACAGCGAAGUGGUGGUCACCACGGUCCCCUUGGUCAGAGAGAUUCAGUUGACAGCUGCUACAGGCGGUGCUGAGCUCUCCUGUUACCGCUGCAUCAUUCCGUUCGCCGUGGUGGUCCUCAUUGCCGGGAUAGUGGUCACUGCUGUGGCUUACAGCUUCAAUUCCCACGGUUCCAUCAUCUCCAUCUUGGGUCUGGUGCUCCUGUCAUCUGGACUUUUUUUGUUAGCCUCCAGUGCCUUGUGCUGGAAGGUGAGGCAGAGGAGCAAGAAAGCCAAGAGACGGGAAAGUCAGACGGCUCUAGUGGCAAAUCAGAGAAGCCUGAUUGCUUAGGACUGAAUGAGACCAAAUGGGAUAUGUGGCCUGGAAAACUUCCUCUCCCUGUGUCAUCCAAUUCACCCAGAACCAGAGUGGGAGAGAAUGAAUGGUGCAUUGCGGUAGACCAGAGGAAUGGGGGUGAACUGAGUGUGGGAGGGUAUAGGGGGUUCUGUUUUAUGAAGACUCUACUUGUGUCUUCUUUAAUGACAAACUUAACUCUAAGGGCUAUUUCUAAGACUGAAAAAUCAGCUUUUUCUCUACAUUAGACAUUCGAGGGGUCAUGGGGGGUGCAUGGCAUUAGGCAAUGUUCAGUUCACCUUGGAAAGUAGCCAAUGAAAGAUGAGAAAAUAGAUAGUUCUGGCACACCAGCGACCUGCCUCAAAAACAAAUACAAAAGCCCACACUUUUAAGACGUUGUAGCAUAAAAAAAUAUUCUGCUGAGAGUCUAAAUCAUCUCGGAUUUUACAUCCUUCUAUGAAAUUCUGUGAUAAUUUUUCUUAAUAAGUAGAUUCUCCGGCAACUUCCUUUUUCUUUGGCUUUUAAUAACUCAUCAUCAGUGGUACUUUUUCCUUAAAGAAUAAACUAUUUUUUUUUAUGUUUUAACAUUGGACAGUUUUAGAUGAUUGUAAUGAGUCAGAAGUUAAAAGGUAAAAGAUGUAGCUACUAAAUGACAUGGGGGGGGUGUUAAAUUAAUGUUAAAAUAAUCCAACCUAGCACUUUUGAUUUUUAUAUAAAGUCUGAUAAUGUACAUUUCAUUCAAAAUAAUAAAUACUUAUUGUUGCUGAAAUUUCUUAAA